AUGCCUUUGCCUGCCCACUGCUGGCUCCAGUGUGUGUGUUCCACCCUCAGGAACACUGCUCCUGCUCCUUCCUGGGCCUGCAGCCCUGGAGAAUUUGUUCACCCAGGUAGGAGCGUGGCUGUGGGCAGCAGGCGGCGGCAGCGGGCGAGCGGCCGGGCUGACCACCUCUGCCUGACGCAGAUCCCUAAGGCCAGGCCCGGCAGCCUGCCCACGACCUCCAUCGGCUGGCGCUUCCAGCUCUGGUCCCUAGGACUCUCCUCUCCGGAGCGCCACCUGGCCAGGCGCCUCAAAAACAAUAGCUUCUACCCAUUCAUGCAGCAGCAGCCAAACGUCUUCGUGCUCGAGUACUACCUGGACACGCUGUGGAAGGGGAUGCUGCUCUUUGUCGUCUGCGUGGUCCUGGUCAGCUUGGGCUCCCUGAGAGAGGUACAGAAACAGGAGACCUGGGUCUUCCUCGCGUACGGCGUGGGCGUGGGCCUGUGGCUCGUGAUCUCGUCGCUGCCGCGGCGCCGCCUGGUGCUGAACCACACGCGCGGCGUGUACCACUUCUCCAUCCAGGGCCGCACCGUGUGCCAGGGCCCCUUGCACCUGGUCUACGUGCGCCUGGCCCUCAACUCCGACGGUGACUGGCCGGGAGGGUGGGCCAGGGACUGGGAGGCCGCUUGGGAGGUCAGAGGGGCGGUCAGGCCGGCUGAGUCCACUCUCCCCGCAGCCUACGGAAGGUGCUUCUUCCAGCUGGUCCUCGGCGGCCACAGGUUGGAGCCGCUGGUGCUGGUGCAGCUGUCUGAGCGCUACGAGCAAAUGGAAUACUUGGGCCGUUACAUCGCCCAGAAACUCAACAUCAACUACUUCGACUACCUGGCCACCUCCUACCGGCACGUGGUUCGCCACUGGCCACCCCCUAGCGGCACCUUGAUGCGUAAGAACCCCGUGGGUCACAAGCCCAGCUCCUCUCAGUCCAGCCUGGAGGUGUGACACCUGGAGGUGUGAUUCUGAGGGCCUCCUCCACCCCAGGACUGCGUUCUCGGUAACCUCCCAGCCCCACUCUGGGGCAGAUCAAAUUGUGAGACCCACUCGCUGUCCUUCCUUUCAAUAAAUCUCCCUCAGCUUCCACAUGGGUCAUUUUCGGGGGCAGGGGAGGCACUCUGAUGCCUAGGUCUUCCACUAUUGCACACUCCUAGGACCUCAGAGAGCUAGUGCCUUCCAGCUGGCUGAAGCAAACCCCACAGCUUGGGUUUGAAGGCAGGAACAGCUGGGAGCAAGGGAUGGUAUAUAGUCAGGUCUCUGAGGUUGGGUCCAUCACUAGAGAGGCUGGGAACUCCGGCCUCUCAGCCAGCAGCACUUAAUUUGUCCUACCUGACCUCAGAAGUGCUGACCAAUGUGUGGAAUCCAGAAGUCAGAAUCUGGCCCAUUAUGGAUCUGGUGUCUGCUGCUAUUCCAACCAGCAAUGGGGUGGGGUGCAGCCAGAGAACAAGCCGUGCACCUGAGGUGCAUGCUUGCCCCAAUAGCCACAAAGCUGCUGCUGCUUGCUCCAAGGGGGUGGGCGUGAGAGUCCCAGGCCAGGGUCCAGGGCCUCCUAGGAGGGAGGAUGUGCAGUGCCCCGACGCCUGCUCCCCAUGCCUGCUGGAAUCCCAGGCCCACGUCCCUGACACCUGCUCGCCAUGCCUGCUGGAACCCCAGGCCCACGCUCCCCUCUCUAGUGGAUCCCCCAGCUCUCACUGCAGCACCUGAGGCCUCCUGAGUGCUGGGGGCUGUUGUGGAAGCAGAGAAGGCUGUGGGCCAUGGGGUCCCAGGGAAAGCAGCACCUGGCUCUCCGAAUCUUCAGGCAUUAUCAGCUGAACGUCCCUGAAACCAGAAGCAGCUACGUAAUUUGCAGGGCUCCAUGCCAAAUGAAAAUGUGGAGCCCAUUGUUAGAAAGUUGUUAAGUGGGGUACAGUGGUGAUGCCUGUAGUCCCAGCUGCUCAGGAGGCUGAGGUGGGAGGAUAGCUUAAACCCAGGAGUUCAA
This is a messenger RNA of Chlorocebus sabaeus (green monkey), 2005 nucleotides long. RefSeq names its product transmembrane protein 249 (gene CATSPERQ). Lineage: Eukaryota; Metazoa; Chordata; Mammalia; Primates; Cercopithecidae. The record is from RefSeq and is a predicted model, not a curated record.